Herpailurus yagouaroundi (jaguarundi) is the source of this 1256-nucleotide messenger RNA. Its product is annotated as carbonyl reductase [NADPH] 1-like. The record is from RefSeq and is a predicted model, not a curated record. The transcript has 2 exons. NCBI's taxonomy places the organism in Eukaryota, Metazoa, Chordata, Mammalia, Carnivora, Felidae. Gene Ontology annotation, molecular function: carbonyl reductase (NADPH) activity. The coding region runs from base 121 to 912 and encodes 263 amino acids.
CUCUAACCUUGCGCAGGCGCGCCGAACUUUGUGCAUAAACUCCAGAGGCACCGAGCGCCGCGAACGCCUUCUUGAAGGUCCGCUCCCCUCGCAAGUCCUUGGUGCACCCCACGCGCAACCAUGUCGUCACACACCCGCGUGGCUCUGGUCACCGGGGCCAACAAGGGCAUCGGCUUCGCCAUCGUGCGCGACCUGUGCCGGCAGUUUUCGGGGGACGUGGUGCUCACGGCGCGGGACGAGGCGCGGGGACAGGCGGCAGUGCAGCGGCUCCAGGCCGAAGGACUGAGCCCCCGCUUCCACCUGCUGGACAUUGACGACCUGCAGAGCAUCCGCGCCAUGCGCGACUUCCUGCGCAAGGAGUACGGGGGCCUGGACGUGCUGGUCAACAACGCGGGCAUCGCCUUCAAGACUAAUGAUCCGACACCGUUUCAUAUUCAAGCAGAAGUGACGAUGAAAACAAACUUCUUUGGUACCCGAGACGUGUGCACAGAACUGCUGCCUCUAAUGAAACCCCAAGGUAGGUGUGACAAGGGACACAGGCAGUGGUGUUUCUGGAAUGAUCUUGCCACUGCCUCUAUGACUUCAUCUACGGGCCCUGCUCCCUCUCCCUGCUCAGCCACACGGGCCUCCCUGCUGUAUCCCCACCUGGACAGGUGCCCUUCCCCUCAGGACUCUGUACACACGUGUCCAGCACUCAGCAGUGCCCUCUGUCCCACUGGCCUUUCACAACUGGCUGCUUCUUCUCCUUUAUAUCUUCAUUCCAAACUCCCCUCCCAGAGGCCUUUUUCUGGCUCUGUGUCCUCACAGGUGCACUUCCCUGGGGAUUUCUUCCUGGACCCUUCCUUCUCCCUCUCCCCCCCUCUGAGUGAUCUUAUUCAGGCUAGUGGACUCUUCCCUAUCCAAACUUGUUAGGGUCCCCUAAACUCUGUCACCUGCCUAGAACAUUCCCAGAGCCCCAGACACACAUAGUUCUCCUCCUGCCUCUCUUUCUCCUCAGGACGCCCUGCCCAGGCCAGGUGCAGAUCCCUCCCCAUCGCCUCCAGAAGGCCUGCACACUUACAUGUGCCACAGAUGGCCACAGGCCAGUGGUAUAUCUCCAGGCAGAUGAGGCAGCUCUACUGUCCCUCAGGCCUGCUGUCACCUGGAGAGGCCCCCACACCACUGCCUCUGCCCAGGCCUGCUCAGGCUGCCUAUAUGCACAUUUUUUUCAAUAAGCAUAUGUACAGUACUAUAAAUAUAUUUUCUUUUAUUUACGA